GGAUGUUACCAGCAGUCCUGCGGUCGUCAUCGCUCGCUCCUGUUCUAUUGUUUUUCAGCUAAGAGUACCCACUGGAUGGAUCUUUGGAAAACAGUGUAUUUAUUCUCUUGGUGUCACAGUGUGUGAGCAGACCACGAGGCAGCUUGUGUAAGGAGGUUAGGACCCAGAAGCAGGACUCAGGAGACGGCAGGUCCAUAAUGGAUUCAAUAGUGAAAAGUGAGGUCAUUCUCUCAGGUUACAUCAUUUCCUUCCUGAUCGGCUUCCCCUGCAAUCUCAUCGCUCUCUAUGCGUUUAGUGUCAAGAUCCACUCAAAGCCAGGUCCCACAAACAUCCUGCUUCUCAAUGUGACCGUCUCCAACCUGCUCUUCUUGAUCAUCCUUCCUCUCAAGAUGCAUGAGGCAGCCUCUGGUAUGGAAUGGAAUCUGCCAAACUUCAUGUGCUCCAUCACCUCCUUCACCCUUUACUCCACAAUCUACACCAGUUCCUUGCUGCUGAUGGCAGUCAGUGUGGUCCGCUACAUAGUAGUAGUAUUUCCUCUCGCCUAUCAUCAGCUGCAUAAACCUGUGUAUGCAGUUGUUGUCAGUGCUGUUAUUUGGCUGAUCUCAACAGCACACUGCAGCAUCACUUUCAUCAUCCAGCACCACCCAUCUCUGGCCAGCAACAACUCCAGUGUGUGCUAUGAACACUUUACAGAGAAGCAGUUGGAGGUCCUCCUCCCAGUACGUUUGGAGUUUUUCUUUGUACUCUGCCUCAUACCUCUUCUAGUUUGUGUUUACUGCUACUUGCACGGCAUCUUGAUUCUGUACAGCCACCCCAUGAUGUCCCGGAUGCACAAACAGAAUUCUAUUGGUAUGGCCCUGGGUAGUCUUGCUGUCUUCCUCAUUUGUGUUCUGCCAUACAAUUUAUCUCAUUUAUUGGGUUACUUUAAGGGCCAGAGCCUGGAGUGGCAGUACUACACAUUGCUGCUCAGUUGUUUUAAGACCUGCAUUGAUCCCAUCAUCUUCUAUUUUUCCUCCUCCAUCUUCCAAUUCUCAAGUGAAAAGUUCAUUUUUAGGAAGUGGAUUUCAAAGAAACACUAAAAACCAAUUUCAGUAGUAAUUUACUUUAUUUUUGGCCACAGAGGCUUUUAUCAGCAGUGGAGGGAGACAGGAGAAGACACGUGGGCAAGACGGCGACACACUGGGACUCGAGCCCACUCCGCCUGCACCGCAACGCAGCAUGUGUAUGUGGUUGCUGGCUUCUCCACUAAGCCACCGGGGCACCCCUAUUUCUAUUUUUUUUACUAUAAAAUACAGGCAUAACAAAUAAUUAAUUUCCAUUUUCAGAGCACUCUCUGCCACUGUCUGCCACUGUCUAACACCUUUAAAGUAUCUUUUCCCUCUUGUUCAAUGGGACUGUGUGCUCCUACAUAAACCAUUUUUGCAAUUUUAUCACAAAACCAAAAAUAUGUUUUGGUAUAUAUGCAAAUUUCAAAUGAGCCAUACAGCCCUGCUAUAUUAUGUCAUGGGUUUUUAAACUUCUUUAACUCUGCACUCAUGUAUUCUUGAAGUUGUCUUUAAAAAGGUAUGCUGUACCACAAACCACCAUUUUUGUGUACACACAUAUGUUGGAGUUAUGGUAAAAAUUCCAUUCUGUUUAUUAUGAAUUAUCAUACCUUCUGUUUGUAUAUUUUCUAUAAGUUGUUUUAUGUACAUAUGAUACUGUUGUUUUUAUGUUUGAAAUGGAAACACGUGGUGACAUUUUUUACAAAGGAAGCUGUAGUUACCUGCAGGCCAUUUUCUUCCACUUGUCCAAUUCAGGGUCAUGAGGGACUGGAGCUCAUCCCAGCUGCCAGCAGGUGAGAAGCAGCUGGGCUAGGCUCCAGCUCCACAGGUAAAAAAAAAACUGUAAUUGAUUUUUCUCUUUAUUUCCUUCUUUUUUGUUAAGAACUGGGUUUAAAAAGUGUGGUGUCUGUAUUGCUAUGUUAAACUCAAUAUAUGCAUGUAUGGUUUCCUUAAGGCCUUCAAGGCUCAGGAAAAGGGUAACUUGAGAAAGGAAUGCACAAAAGGCCCCUUGUAGCUUCUCUGGCCUUCCAUAUAAGGAGUUGACCAUAUGUCCAGCUAUAGGUUAGGGGUUGAAGCUGUUCCUUAUAGCCAUAUAUGGAAAGUUAGGAAUGUGGGGGUUUUGACCAAAACUAUAUAAUCUUUGUGAUCUCUUUGUUGAGUUGAGUUAGGGUGAUUGGAAAUUCCCUCUCCCAGGCUGCAAAGGAAAAGAGCGCCUGUUUUGAUAUUGUCUUUUUGUAAUAAACUUUGUAUAUAUGCAUUAAGACUUUGUCAGCGAUCGAUUUCUUCAAACACAACAUUAUGGCAUCAAGAUCAAGAAACAACAAAAGCAUUAUCAGUUAUCUUCAAAAGCGGUCUGAAUCCUGUCAUUUAAGAUCGAUUGCUUUUGUUUCCGCCCACUAGCCUAGGAAAACAUCAGCUCAUCACUUUUGUGAUUAUUUCUCCCCUUCAGUAAUGAUGGUGGGAUAAACCUUCAUGUAGCACUGAAGCUUUCCAAUCAGUGAACCAAUGGGGCGAAGCUUCACGGUGCCUCAUUUGCUCUACUGCGCCAUCGAGUGGACAGUCAAUAUAAAACAGACAGACUGAUUUUAAUCACACUGAUGAUCACACGCUAUUGUAACUAAACUGAUGCAAUUUCAUGUCACACCACAAGGUGGUAGUAUCUAUUCCUACAGACUGAAGUUGAUAUAUAGAGAAA
This is a messenger RNA of Archocentrus centrarchus (flier cichlid), 2739 nucleotides long. RefSeq names its product free fatty acid receptor 2-like. The record is from RefSeq and is a predicted model, not a curated record. Gene Ontology annotation, biological process: cellular response to fatty acid; G protein-coupled receptor signaling pathway. The transcript is spliced from 3 exons. Gene Ontology annotation, cellular component: plasma membrane. The coding region runs from base 198 to 1079 and encodes 293 amino acids. Lineage: Eukaryota; Metazoa; Chordata; Actinopteri; Cichliformes; Cichlidae. Gene Ontology annotation, molecular function: G protein-coupled receptor activity.